Messenger RNA from Suillus discolor, 355 nucleotides. RefSeq lists its product as uncharacterized. The coding region runs from base 55 to 345 and encodes 96 amino acids. Lineage: Eukaryota; Fungi; Basidiomycota; Agaricomycetes; Boletales; Suillaceae. The transcript has a single exon. The record is from RefSeq and is a predicted model, not a curated record.
CAACCCACUUCAACGUUGGCUGCGAACACACGGAAAUCCCACAUCUUUCGUAUUAUGUUUGGUGCGCUGAUGCAAACUCUUGUUUUAUUGAUUCAUUGUGCCCAGUAUCGUGUAUGUCUUCAGCCUCCUACCUCAAAACGGUCGGUUCUUUCUCUGGACCAUGGGCAUAACCAGCAGUGCUUUACUGAACACAGCCACCGGGUGACCAACGUGCUUCAGCAAACAAGUCUCCGUGCGCCUGCAACCGCAGCGAAAUGGCCCUGCCAUGUCACACAGUCACCUAUCUUAUCACUACUCUAUUUCCUCGCCCCCGACUGUCUAUUCGAUGGGUCGAUCGAGCUGUGAUUUGCGAUUC